AUGGCGUCCAAAUCCCGAACCGCGCAAGAGCAACUGGCGGAACUGGAGAAGGCAUCUGCGCCAUUCGCAGACCAACUUGUGGAAGCUGCAAAAUUCAUUGGGGAGGAUUUAGAUACGCUCAUGAGCUGUUCAGAAGAUGCCACCAAAACCGAGAAAUCCCUUAAAUCUACAAUCUAUCAUGGACGAGAAGAAUGGUUGUUGCGCUGGUUGUUGAAGAAACUACAAGCACCCAAAGAUGAGGUGCCAAGACAACAGCCUUCGUCAUGGUGGCUCUUCCUCUACCUCAUAAGAGCCAUACCGCUGCCAAUUGUGGCUCGCCUACUUAUCGAAAAGAAGUUCAUGGCCAUUCUCCGACAGACAUUAGACGAAGCACACAAGAGAACAAAAUUGAAGGCAACGACAGAUGAGAAACUAUCGCAAUCGAGUCCUGAGGAGAUAAAACAACCAUCUAAGAAGUCCAAGAAGCGGAAGCGCUCACCAGAGCUUAUUCAGGGCAUAGACGGUACCGAGGAAGGUGGAUUGAAACCUUUACUCGAGUCUAUACAUGCAACAUUGCAAUUCAUGGUUCAGUCUACAAGUCCUGCCGCAGGGGCAUCGGACGAAGAAACAAGCAGCUCGUUCUUGGCGGAAUACAUGAAGACGGUCACUAGGACUUCGGCCCAAGAAUCAGCUGAAAUAUUGGGGCUAUGGUUGUCAUUAUCAGUCGAGAUCUUAAAAGCAAGGGAAAACUCGAUCAAGGAUAUUGCAUUUUGGAUUUCCCCUUUCAUCGAGAUAUGGCAAGUUCGAGCAGCGGACGAGAGUGGUUUGGUGAUGUUUUCUCUGCACACCACACAAUCACUUCUACAACUGCUCCGAGCUGUGAAGAAGCGGCAUCUCACGGUACCUGAUUUGAAGGCACAACUGGAACAACUAAUCGCCCGCAAUAUAAUGAUACCAGCAAAGUUGGCGAAUAUGGAGGACAGCCACGCCGUCCUUCUCGAAACUUUAACGAGGAUCCCGGUUAUUCAGGAGACUGCCAAUGCUCCGGUUCUUUUCGAUGUUGCAAUCAGGUCGAUCCAGAGUCAUGGCUCCCGAUGGCGGAGGCCACAGGACGAUGCUUGGCUCCAGACUGUUUUCACCACGCUCCAUAAAGCAUUCGUACCUGAGAGACAUGAAGCGAACAGCAAGGCUCUAUGCUCUAUGCUUCACAGUGCUAUAAAGUUUAAGGUUGAUCUUGAUCUCCCAACCUUGAGCAAUAUUACCUCACAAUACGCUUUGACUGAGGACCGCACCGACUGGACCCUCCUGGCAGCACUAAUACAACUUGAUGCCAACGUUUUCCUAAUUCCAGAUGUCAAGCUUGAUCUUUUAAAUAAGCUACUAACGAAGGUCACCAAGGCGUCUAUUCAGACAGAUUGGGCAGAUAUCGCGGACCAAAUUGUUCUGGAUGUCUGUGUACCACUCAUGACUGAAUUUUCGAAGGCCCGAGACCUCUCUGGAUUUAUACGUCACUGGUUUGCCCAGCUUGUUGAGUUUGAGAGACUACGACAAGAGACCCGGCUCUUCUCAAUGAAACUGUUCAGUGCAUGGGAAGAUGAUGCGCUCCAGGAGGAACUCGGCAAGCUCUUAGAGCCAUCUUUAACAGCUCAACAGAUUACUCAGAUCCUCAACUGGCUGGCGUCGGAGGCUACGGAACAUCCAAAUGCUGUCUCUGUCAUUCUACAGGCAAUAUCCGGAUCAAUAUCUCAAGAAGAAGUUGUUGAUAUAGUCAAUAUACGUCUCUGUACCAUCAUGUUUGAGAAUGGCAGAUGGGAAAAACUAGAUGUGCGGUACUCGUGGCGAUGCUGGAAAAUAAUCUCUCAAAGCCUGCAGUGGGUCAUGCCUCCAGGUAUUGACGAGCUUGCUUCUCUACUAGAGGAGCAAGCAAAGCCAUUUAAAGCUUUGAUGAACAAGGCUUGUUCAGGCACGCUUCUUGAUACUUAUGGCGGAAACACAGUGAGCCUUGAUGGUCUUGAAAUGCUACGAUGUGGGUGUGCUCUGUGGAGCACCGUAGGAAUCGGGAGUCAAUCGGAAGGAACAUUACGAUCAAUGAUGUUUCGAUUCAUAAUGCUUCUAUAUCGCGAUCUUAAGACGUUUCCUCAGGACUUAUUGGCAGACACAGACCUUGGUCUGACGGCAUGCAGCUCACGACAGAAUACGCUCUAUCGGGACAUCGGCUGGACGGUUUGGUCUCUUGUUAGGUGCAUAUUUGUGGAGUAUCCAAAAGCCCUCGAAUUUGCCUCUGAUAUGAAAGGAGAGGAUGAGUUCGGACAGCUACUACAGAUUGUCUUCUGGCUCUGCUCUGCGAGUACUCGCGACGCUGACAAUAAGAUCGGCUGGCUUCAACUUAAUUCGGAAGCUUUCCCCGAUAUAUGGAUGUUUACUCUACAGAGUGAUAUGGUUCUCAACUGCCCGGCAAUCAUUGAAAAAAUUAUGGACAUCAUGUUGGCAGAUGAUUCCAAUAUUAAAAAUCCACUGAUUAAGUCACCGUCUUUGAACAUAUUCGCCAUUCAGUCUCUACUUGAACUACCACUCGAAAUAUUCUCUAAGAAGAAUAGGGAGUGCAUCAUGACGAAAUGGACACCAGUUCACGAAGAAUCUUCGACAGAGAAGGCGGACGAGUCAAAGUUGGCUGCUGCAGAGCCUGCUGUUCUCAGCUUAAAGAUAAAGAUAAUGCAUCGUCCCACAUUCUACGAAGAUAUGAGUUUUCAACACCUGGCAAAUCUAGCGAAUGUUCUUGCAGAUCCCGAAAUCGACUCUCCAGAUGUUAGUCUUAAGCUAUUCAAAGAACUGGCCCGGCAAACUUUCAGUCAAAUGACUGAAAAUAUGGAUCAAUCUCGGAGUAAAGCAUAUAUCGGGAGUGCUCUAGGUGAUAUCAAGAAGGAGCUGAGCCCACAUGAAUCGAAGACGGAAAAGCGAUUGAGCUACUCAAAAUUGAGCUAUUCUAUGAUUGCUCUGAUCGACGUUGCCCUCUCGAUUCUUCGCGAUAAGGCAGCUUCAUUGAAUGACUUGGACAUCAUCAGCAGCUCCAAACUACGAAAACUUUCAAAUGCUUUUAAGGAAUAUCUUCUCAGUCAUCUAGAGAUCCUUGUUGGCAAACUCGCAAAAGGAAGCUCUAGUAAGCGGAAGAGUGGCAGAGCUGGCUACCAUCUAGCAUUAAUCUGCGCCAUCGACGCAUUAUCAGCUUUGGGGGCGACCUCUUCGGAGCUAGCCGCCUUCACUGACAAAGCUAAGCUGCUGACUAGCUCUGGGAGCUUUAUGAACGAUUCUAGCUUCCAUACUGGAAGAAAGCUCGAGGCGUUCUUAGCUGCACAUAGCACCGAAAGUGGAGAUACCAACUUCGCCGCUCAACUCAAGGGUGACAUCUCAACAGUCGACGGACGACUAUCGAUUCUAGAAACGACGCAAGCUGCAACCGCGGAUGUUCGAAAAUCUUCCGAAGAGGAGACGGAUGAGAACGACUUUGAUCUAUCCAUGGCAUAUUCUAUACUUUGCAGUCAUCUGUGGAAGGCUACGGGGCUUCGUCAGUUCUGCCUCAUAAGCGAGACUAUGGAAUUGAUGCUCCAGACCAAGGGCCGUUCCAUGACUCAAUGGAAUAUAGACAACACCCUCGGCAGCAUAACCAUCAUGUGCUCCCGCAACGGCCCAAAAAUCAAUCCCAACCGAGCCGGAACGAUCUAUCUGCAUCUCUGCCACCUCAUGCAGGCAGUCCUCACAUCGCACCGUUUAAAGCUAGAAGGGCAUUUCCACCUCGUAGUGCAAGUAAUGCAAACGCUCCUCCGCUGCCUGUUCACUCCACUUCCGCACAGCGCGUCCAAAACCACCAAAUUCCUUGUCCCACCACCCUGGCUCUCAUCGCCAAAACACCAACUCACAGCCAAGCACGCCGAAGCUUAUACGCGUCUCGUAACCAUGAUCUGCGACCCGACCGUAUCCUCAGUCACUCGCUCAGGCCACAACAGGCUCAAUUCCGCAACAGCCAAAGCGAAGGGCAUGGCGGCGCAGCAUAUGCAAUUCGCACUCACCACGUAUGUAAAAUUACAACUUGAAAUGCGCAUGUUGCCGGAAAUCCGAGAGAAGAUGAUUCCUGGCCUGUACGCUAUCCUUGAUACUACGACGCCUGAGAUGAGGAGGAUGAUCAAUGAUGGAUUAGAUGCCAGUGGGCGUGCGGUGUUUGUUAGCUUGUAUAGAGAUUAUAUGAAGUUUGGGAAGUGGAAGGGCUCUUAG
Molecule: messenger RNA, 4245 nt
Organism: Venustampulla echinocandica
Lineage: Eukaryota; Fungi; Ascomycota; Leotiomycetes; Helotiales; Pleuroascaceae
Exons: 9
Coding region: 1-4245 (1414 amino acids)
Biological process (GO): ribosome biogenesis
Cellular component (GO): nucleolus
Source: RefSeq, a predicted model, not a curated record